This is a messenger RNA of Racocetra persica, 125 nucleotides long. The record is from the annotation of a GenBank genome assembly. Lineage: Eukaryota; Fungi; Glomeromycota; Glomeromycetes; Diversisporales; Gigasporaceae.
CAGCUAAUAUGGGAAAUAUUGAUGGAACGCAUAAAAAGGAUACGACUUUGAAACCCCCGCAAAAUCCAGAAGAAAAAAUUGAGGAGGAAAAUGAAAAUUCAUGGGCAGACGCUGAAGAAACAUAG